This is a messenger RNA of Oikopleura dioica, 1122 nucleotides long. The record is from the annotation of a GenBank genome assembly. Lineage: Eukaryota; Metazoa; Chordata; Appendicularia; Copelata; Oikopleuridae.
AUGACUCUUCGAAGCCCUCCCAAAGCCGUUGAUGACGAUACAGAUGUCAGUUUCCUCAAGUUUCUCAAAUUUCUUCGAGUGCUGCGUUUUGCUAGAAUCGUCCGACUCAUCGUCACUGGAACAGGCGCGGCGAGACAACAAGUCGGCCAGAACAAACGAAGAUACCAAAAAGACGGUUUCGACCUGGAUCUGACUUACAUCACUGAAAAGUGCAUCGCGAUGAGUUUUCCUUCUGAAGGUCGCCAAGCCAUGUUCCGAAACCCAAUGCCCGAGGUAUCCCGUUUCCUGAAGACAAAACACGCUGGAAAGUUCUACGUCUACAAUUUGUGUGCCGAGCGAGGCUAUGAGGGCCAUUGGUUCGAUAAUCAAAAUGGUCGAGUAUUUGUCGACGAUCACAAUGUGCCCAAGCUCGAGGAACUUGUUGAGUGGGGCGUGGAAGCAAAGAAGUGGACAGAUAAAGGAGAUGAUUAUGUUAUUGCUGUGCAUUGCAAGGGAGGAAAAGGAAGAACCGGUACAUUUAUUGCAUCUUGGCUUCUCAUCACCGAUUUUUGCCCCUCGGCUGAUGUUGCUCUUCGGCAUUUUGGAGAACGAAGAACUGAUGAGAGCAAGGGAACUGCUUUCCAAGGCGUGGAAACACCUUCACAGUCGCGGUACGUGAACUACUACGAGUCAAUUCUCCGGAGCGGCUGGCCAAAGCGGAAGAGGAUUUCGAUUGACGCUUUUACGAUCCAGAAUAUCUCCCCGAUAGGUCGUGGGAACGGCCGGUGCAUUUAUUUUACCAUUGUUAAUUUCAAAAAGGUGGUUCUCGAAGCUGCUGUACUUGGCGAACAAGGAUGUACUGUAGCUUUGGAUAGACAGAACGAUAGAUGUACUAUUCAUUUGAAAACGCCACUGGUGGUCAAGGAUGAUGUGAAAUUUAUGUUUUAUUCGUCGGAGAAAUCUGUUCCUCGAAACUACGAAGACUGCGCCUUCUACUUCUGGAUCCACACGGCCUUCAUGCCUGCCUCCGGUCACCUUACCUUGGAGCGUCAUGAGCUCGACAAUCCGCACAAGUCCAAGACCUGGAAACACUUCACCGAUGGCUUUAGCUGUACUAUCCAUGCGAAAAUAUUAGACAAUUAA